AUGUUGCUGCAGAAGAAAGAUCCCCAAGAAGAGCUGUGGCCUUCGGUGCUGAAACACAGCCACUGCAGAUCAGCAGUAGCACAGGGAGGAAGCCUGACCUCUCCCUCCUCCCGUGCUUCUGUCUCUUCUGGGUGCUUCCCUUUGGCUGAGCCUAAAACAAUGUACACAGGGCAACGGGGCCUGGCUGAUGCAGAGGAUUUUGGAAGAAACCCAACUCCUCCCUACCCUCCACACACAAUAACACUGGGGUUCCCAGGAAACAGCAGCAGUGUUUCCUCCACCUUCCUGCUGAGUGACAUUCCAGGGCUGGAGCACAUGCACAUCUGGAUCUCCAUCCCACUGUGCCUAAUGUACCUGGUUUCCAUCUUGGGCAACUGCACCAUCCUUUUCAUCAUUAAAACAGAGCACUUGCUACAUGAGCCCAUAUACCUCUUCCUGUCCAUGCUGGCUCUGACUGACCUGAGCCUGUCCCUUUGCACCCUCCCUACAGUGCUGGGUAUCUUUUCGGUUGGGGCACGAGAUAUUAGCCAUGAUGCCUGUUUUGCCCAGCUCUUUUUUAUUCACUGCUUAUCCUUCCUGGAGUCCUCCAUGCUACUGUCUAUGGCCUUUGACCUUGUGACCAUUCACCACCCCUUCCGUCGUGCUUCCAUUCUCAGCAACACAGUCAUUGGCAGGAUUGGCCUGGCUUCCCUGGGCCAUAGUGCAGCAACCAUCUUCCCAUUGCCUUGUAUGCUCAAAAGAUUCCCUUACUGUGGCUCCCCAGUCCUCUCCCAUUCCUACUGUCUCCACCAAGAAGUGAUGAGAUUGGCCUGUGCAGACAUCAAGGCCAACAGCAUCUAUGGCAUGUUUGUCACUGUGUCCACAGUGGGUGUAGACCCACCUCUCUUCUCCUAUGCCCUGAUUGUGCGCACUGUGCUGUCCACCACCUCCAGGGCUGAGAGACUCAAAGCCCUCAGCACAUGCGUUUCCCACAUCUGUGCUGUGCUCCUCUUCUACACUCCCAUGAUUGGCUUGUCCGUCAUCCACCACUUUGGAAAGCAGGCACCCCAUUUAGUCCAAGUGGUCAUGGGCUUCGUGUAUCUUCUAUUCCCUCCGAUAAACCCCAUCAUCUACAUUGUGAAGACCAAACAGAUCCGAGAUCAGGUGACACAUGCCUUUUGUUACUAA
Messenger RNA from Cynocephalus volans (Philippine flying lemur), 1167 nucleotides. RefSeq names its product olfactory receptor 51G2-like. Gene Ontology annotation, biological process: G protein-coupled receptor signaling pathway. NCBI's taxonomy places the organism in Eukaryota, Metazoa, Chordata, Mammalia, Dermoptera, Cynocephalidae. The record is from RefSeq and is a predicted model, not a curated record. Gene Ontology annotation, cellular component: plasma membrane. Gene Ontology annotation, molecular function: olfactory receptor activity; G protein-coupled receptor activity.